Molecule: messenger RNA, 989 nt
Organism: Sinocyclocheilus grahami
Lineage: Eukaryota; Metazoa; Chordata; Actinopteri; Cypriniformes; Cyprinidae
Product: high choriolytic enzyme 1-like
Exons: 9
Coding region: 22-843 (273 amino acids)
Biological process (GO): proteolysis
Molecular function (GO): zinc ion binding; metalloendopeptidase activity
Source: RefSeq, a predicted model, not a curated record
GUUUCUCAGAAGGCUCUCAACAUGUACCUGUUGGUGGUGGUCGUCUCUCUUCUUCUGAGCUCUGUUCCCGCUCAGAGUCGUCCAACUGAGGAUUUAUUCGAAAAGAUCUCUGGGAAGACUGGUAACAUCACUAAGAAAGAUGACAUGCCAGUGUCAACUAUAAUCCAGUCCAACAAACAUGCAGGACAGCGAGUGGAUGGGCCCUUGAUCACGUUUGGAGACAUCGCCGUAUCAACAGGGUUCAAGAAUGCAGAUCCGUGCACAGCUCGUGAAUGCAAAUGGGAGAGAAGCACAGAUGGAUUGGUCUAUGUGCCCUACGUGAUCUCCAACCAGUACUCUCCAGAUGAACUAAAAGUGAUUGAAAGGGGCUUGUGGUCAUUUGUGGAUGUUUCCUGCAUUCGAUUCGUACCACAUGAAGGGCAGAGGCACUUUCUCUACAUAAAGUCUCAUUCUGGUUGCUAUUCAUAUUUGGGGCGCCAAGGUGGAGGACAGGUUGUUUCUCUCAAGCGUCCUGGUUGUGUCUAUCACCGUACUGUUCAACACGAGCUCCUUCAUGCUCUCGGGUUCCAUCAUGAACAGAACCGCAGCGACCGCGACAAACACAUCAAAAUCCUUUUUGAGAACAUCAAACCUGCACAGCGGCACAAUUUCAUGAGAAGAGAAACCAAUAACCUGGCAACCCCCUAUGACUACAAAUCUGUGAUGCACUAUUCAAGGAAAGCUUUCUCCAGGAACAACGAGCCAACCAUGAUUCCCAUUCCUGAUAGGAAUGUUGUGAUUGGUGAAGCUCGAAGUAUGAGCCGCAAUGACAUCCUGCGGAUUAACAGACUCUACUGCCGUUGAAGUGCUGCCAGACUGUAUGAAGGAUGUGUUUAAUGACAGUAUUCAUCUUCAUUUCAAUCAUCCUUUUUUGCACAUCACAGUGUUAAAUGAUUUGACUUAUUCUAUCUUUUUCAUUAAGACAUCCUUGAAAUCCGACACCUCUCAGU